This is a messenger RNA of Lytechinus pictus (painted urchin), 4996 nucleotides long. Its product is annotated as S-adenosylmethionine-dependent methyltransferase Rv2258c-like. The transcript is spliced from 4 exons. The record is from RefSeq and is a predicted model, not a curated record. Lineage: Eukaryota; Metazoa; Echinodermata; Echinoidea; Temnopleuroida; Toxopneustidae. The coding region runs from base 17 to 1105 and encodes 362 amino acids.
GGUUGAGAUAUCAAACAUGGCGGAGCAAUACGGUAACGAGACUCCCGAGGAGUUUUCCUCACGAAUUUUUAGUAUAGUGAGUGGGGGAUUCACCGGUCUCUCCAUCGCAUUAGGAGUCAAGAGUGGUCUCUUCGAUGUUCUUGUAUCUCAUCAUGGUAGCCCUCUGACAUCUCAAGAACUAGCCGAUCUAGCAGGAAUGAAGGAAAGAUAUGUCCGUGAAUGGUUGGCUACGAUGGUUACCGCCCAUAUCGUUGACGUCGACGAAUCCUCAGAGAAAUACCAUGUUCCAAGUUCUCGCCUGGAGAGCCUUCAGCCUGGGACCCUCCUCGGCCAAUCAGCAAGUCUCUCUAUUGGAAUCCCAAUGUUCAGUAGUGUAUUCAGUGAUAUGUUGGAGAUUCUAAAGAAAGAUGGACCCAGAGGACAUGAGCUGUCAACUAUCGAACCGUUCCAUGAAUUUGACAAACAAUAUGGCUCAGCUUGGUACAAUCAUUGUUUCAUCCAAGAAUUCAUUCCGUCACACCCGGAGAUCGAGGCAAAACUCGAAAGUGGAAUUCGAAUGAUGGAUGUAGGAUGCGGUGCUGGAAUAGCAACCCGACUGCUAGCUCAGAAGUUCCCCAAGAGCCAAUUCGUAGGUAUUGACAUCGGACAGACCAACGUAGAUACGGCCAACGAAGAAGCGUCUCACCUAGGACUGAAGAACGUGUCGUACCAUUGCGUCGACGCUUCCGCAAUGCCAAGCGAUUGGGAGGCGACCUUUGAUUACAUCUUUUUCUUCAACGUGCUUCACGACAUUCCGAGACCCGAUUUGGUGAUCGAUGAUGCCAAACGGGUGAUGAAGCGAGACGGGCUUCUCUCUGUUAUUGAGUUAAACUUCAAAUCGAAAGUCGCUGAAAAUGUUGGGAACGCUGCAGCAGCGAUGGUUUCCACAAUCAGCACAUUCUACUGCCUGCCACAGGCUUAUUUGCCUCAAGACACCUACGGACUAGGGACAGUCUGGGGAAAAGAUCGCAUUGAGGAAUUCUUAUUGGGGAAAGGUCUUGUCGUAAAGUCGGCCAGUGAAGUCCCAAAGAUUAAUGAAUUUCAUUUUCUUUGUAAUCUUUCCUAAAUGUUAGUCAAUUUGAUUAAGUAUUAUGUUGUUGUUGUUUUUUAACCAGAGGAUGGGAUAUAAGCUCCAACUUCUCUUAAAGUAAAAGGCCAAUGCCAUAUCAUGUAGUUUUCAAACAAUUUCACAUAUUUUUCAAAUAACUUUACUGUCACCUAAAAAAAAGUCUCUUUUUUGUUUCAUAAUCUCAUUCAUCUUUUAUAUUGAAGUCUAUAUUGGGUUUUCUCUACUACUGAGUAUCCGGCUCUUUGAAAGGAGCUUGUUUUACUAAGUAAUUUGGCUAGUAUAGGCCUGAUAUCUACACGUAUUUACUAAAGAAGAUCACACAGUAAUAUAAAGCUUGGGUAUGAAAUUCAUGAGAAUUAUAAGAUACCUAACAGUACUCUUUAUGUUGUGUCGUUCAAUUUGUUUCCUCGCAAUAUUUCAGAAAUCACGUGAUUAUUUUACGUACAGUUAUAUACAAAACUAUUCUACCCUCUUAUGGAUACACUGUAAAAAAUGAAGUGCUCAUUUAGCAAUUACAGUAUUACAGCAAUUACAGCUUGUAUAGUGACUGCACUACGAGUGCUGAUUUUCUAGUUUAAAUUUGUACUAGAAAAUCAUCACUCGUAAUGCAGUCACUAUUCAAUCACUGUAAGUGCUAAAUUAGCACUUCAUUUUUUUACAGUGUAGGGCUAUUCUGCCAAAAUGAUAAGUGAUAAUGGUGAGGUGACCGGGUCACUCAUGCUAAUUUAUGAAGAGAGGUCGUGGGUUCGAUUCCCGGUCUGUUCAUACCAAAGACUUGUUUAAAAAUAGGACCCUCUGGCUUAUGCAUGCAUGCGUACCAGCGACCAUGUAUGAGAGUCAUUACCAUUAUGUUAUACAUUGGAACAGAGUGAAAACAGUUAUUAAAGAGAUUAAUUAGUUAACCUCGGUGAACCUAAAUAAUGCAAAAGAAAGGAUUGGCAGUCUAAACCAUUUAUAUAAAGUAUUACUCCAUCAAAAUAAAAAAAGUAUCAUACAUAUUUAUAAUUGGGUGAUAUACAUGUACAUGUAGGUGCAUGGGUGAACAGAGUGUCGAUGAGUUGUGGAAAAUUAUAUAUCUAAGAUAUAUAUAAAUUAUACAGCUCAAAGAUGAAUUUUAGUCAUUCAUAGACCUUGCCAUCAAAAUUUAGAAAAAAACAAGAUUGUUAAGAGCAGAAAAUUAUUUAUAGGAAAAUAAUGACAUCUUUAUAAACGCACGUAUACAUACAACCGCACACGCGUAGACACCCCCACAUCACUACUCUCAUCCUCACUCUCGCGCACAUACACACGACUGUACAAACAGACAAACAUCCCACAUACAAUUCUACCCAUUAUAAUACAAUUCUACCCAUUAUAGAGAAUUGCUUUAACUCGAUAGUUUAACGAGGUAAAGUGUAAACCAAUUACAGUGAGAAUCAAAGAUUUGUAAAAUUAUUUCAAAAUACAUUCCAUAAGCGGAUGGUGAGCUUUUUGUUUGUUUAUUAUGUGAAUUCAGCAUCCUCACAAAAUAAUUGCUGGUAAAAGGUUCUUCCCUUUAACAUACAUGAAACAUUAUGUCUGGAUUGAAAGUCAAUGUUGAAAAGUGAAAUGUUAUUCAACUUGGGAAUUGUACGAUGUAUUUAUGUCAAGACAUUCCUUUUCAAUGGCCCGUAGAUUAUUUUUCUUAUUUAGGCAUAAAAAUCCCAUUGAGCGAUAAACAUACUUUUCUUGAUUUAAACUUUAUACCAAAACUGGAUGAGAUCAAAUCUCUGUUAAACAUUUGGAAUGGUUGAUAUCUUACAUUGUAUGGAAAGAUAGUAGUAAUAAAAACAUUGGUCAUUCCAAAAGUAAUAUAUCUUUAAAGCAUUAUUUCAGACCCACCACCGACCUUCUUAAUCGAAAUGCAACGGCUAUUAUUUAAUUUAAUUUAAUAAUUUAGUGUAAAAACGUGAUAAAAUUAAGCGUUCUCUUUUAUACAAUGACUACAAAGAUGUUGGUCUAAAAAUGUUACAUUUGUCAUGUUUUAAUCAAGCACUUAAAGUAUCAUGGGUCAGAAGAUUUUUUAUACCCCUUUCAUAAACCCAUCCUCCAAUUAGCCGCCUAAGAGUAAUGCGGAUAAAUCAAUAAAAAUUGCGUUCACAAACUCCAAAAAUAAUCCGCACUAUUUUUACGAGCGCCCGUCCUGAAAAAGGCGGAUAAUCGUCAUGACAACUGCACACGCCCCCUCAGAUGCGGUUGUGUAGGAAAAGGGUGACCUUGUGACCGCACCAGGCAAUUAUCCGCAAUAUUUGGAAAUGCGUUCAUAAAGUAAAAAUCUGAUCCCGAUGCCGCUAUUAUGCGGAUAAUUGCAGCAUCAAAAUAAUGCGGAUAACUCUGGUCCUCCUCCGAUUUUACGACCAAAUUAUGCUGCUAUUAGCCGCAUAAUUGGGUUUAUUAGAUGAUGAUAACAAUGGGAAAUGGAAGUGUUUUUUUUUAAAGAAUCUGUUCGUUUUAUUGGUGAGAGCAAAUUUACGAUUUGGAAUAUUAGCAAAAGUCAUAUAUUAUUCAAUUCAUGUACCAAAACUUUUUGGAAUGAUGUAUUGAGUUCAUGGUCAUAUUACAGAUACUAUAAUCCUGUUAAGUUUAAGGAAAUACUGUCGCAACCUCUGUGGUUCAAUUCACAUAUUUUAGUCAAUGGAAAACCUCUUUAUAUUCAAAGAUGGUCCGAAUCUUCUUUUAACACUAUUUACGAUUUUCUAACAGAAGAUGGACUUUUUAAAUCUUUUGAAGUUAUAGUUGAAAACUACGGUUACACAUCCAUCACGAUGUAUAAUUCAUUAUUAUAUGCCAUACCAAAUUAAUGGAAAAGAUUUAUUAGAAACAAAUACAUAAAACAUAAUACACCUUUUGAACCACACGACGAUCGAUUACGUAAUUUCCUUAAACACAAAAAAGUUUCUAAACUAUGUUAUUCUCAUUUUAUAAAUAAUUAUACUUUGGACGUGUCAGAGACAGAUCAACGUUACAAUAAUGAAAUUUGGAAUUCUCGUUUUACCCUGACAUACAAAUCGUCAAUAGAUAACAAACAAAGGAAUUUCCAAUAUAAAUUUAUACACAGAAGAGUAUCGACACAUCAUUAUUUAUAUAAAAUCGGAUUUUUUUUUCAAGACAUAUGUGAUUUUUGUAAUGAACAAAAUCAAACAUUGAUGCAUCUAUUUUUUGAAUGCCAAUUUGUUUCGAACUUUUGGAACGAUUUGUGUACUUGGUUGACUUUAAAAAAUAUCCGUUCUUAUAAGUUAUCUAAUUUAGAAAUUUGUUUUGGAACAUUGGAAAGAGAACAUUUUUAUUUGGUAAAUACCAUAAUAUACUAUACAGCAAAUAUUUCAUUUUUUCAUGUAAAUAUAGUAAAACAAUUCCUCUUUUUAAAUCGUUUGUAUGCACUCCAACACAGUUAGAAAAAACAAAACGCUACAUUUCUUUUAAACAUAAUCGUUCGGAGUUUCACAGAAAAAAGUGGAAUAUAAUUACUAUGAAAGAGUAAAGGGUAUAGAUCUAUAUUUGUUGUUUUGAAUUAGAUCUGUUGUAUAUUAUCUAUAUGAAUGUAAAAGAAUCAUGUAUCUGUUUCUGAGAUAUUUUUGUUAAAAUGUGAAUUGCAAAUAAAACUCAUAAAAAAAACACAUUAUGUCUGUUCUAUCAUUUUGCUCUCAAAUCACGUUUUUUAUUAUUUUUAGUUGUUACAUAAAUCUAAAAGCAUAAUCUAUAUCAUAGUAUACAGUAAUUUACAUUGUUUAUUUUUUAUUGUUAAACUUUCGUUUUUUAUCUUGGUGCUGCUUUAUUAUUAUAUUUUAUUGGGAUACCAACUUGUACAGGUUUUUAAACCAUUUUUUUUUAAUCCUUUGCCAUGUUUUACUCUGUAUGUUUUACUUGUCU